AUGGCUUUGAAGACCCUCGUCCUGUUCUCCCUGCUGGUUCUGGGACCGCUGGUGAUGGUGAGGUCCCAGACUCCUGCUGCCCAGAGGUUCAAGAAAAAUCACAUAGAUCACAGGGAUGGCCCUUUCUCCGACAACUACUGCAACAAGAUCAUGCAGGAACGGAAACUUUUAAAUAAGCCGUUCAACACCUUUGUGCACGAGUCCCUUGAGGCUAUCCAGGCUGUCUGCCAUGAGAGAAACUUCUGCAGAAACGGAAAGAAUAACUGCUAUGAGAGUAAGAGGAAAAUGAGCAUCACGGAGUGUAAUUUGAAAAGCAGACACCCCCCUGAAUACCAGACUAUCAACAGGAAGGCAUUCAUCAUCAUUGGCUGUGCUGGGAACCCGCUUAUGCCUGUCCACUUUGACUGUUCUUGUUCGUCUCCAGCUGAUGCUGGAUAG
This is a messenger RNA of Condylura cristata (star-nosed mole), 438 nucleotides long. Its product is annotated as ribonuclease pancreatic-like. The transcript has a single exon. Bases 1 to 438 code for a protein of 145 amino acids. Gene Ontology annotation, molecular function: nucleic acid binding; RNA nuclease activity. NCBI's taxonomy places the organism in Eukaryota, Metazoa, Chordata, Mammalia, Eulipotyphla, Talpidae. The record is from RefSeq and is a predicted model, not a curated record.